CUUUGCAUGUUGCCAAUCCCAAGAUGGCGGUAGGUGAAUGACAAGCGGGUCACAGAAGUGUGUGUGGCCGGGCCAUGUUGUUCAGUGUCAGUCGCUGUGUGUUGUGCGGUGUUCGUACGGUUCCCCGGAGCCUGUGGGGCAGACGCUGUAAUGUCCUCCCUGGACUGGUCUCCGGAGUGCAGUGGAAGCGCAGUGUAGCGGCUGAUACCCGGCGCCAUCCAGGCUUGGAAGAACUGAUAAGGAGCGACGUGUGGAGCGGAUACAUACAACGAUGGGAAGCGGAGGCGGCUCACACUGCAGACACAGGAACCGACCAGCAGAGGGCAGCACCGUGGGAAGGUGGAGGAGGGAAGGUGGCCCGGAGGAAUCCGCAUAUCCUACCUGUGAUAAGAGAGCUGAGAGCUAAGGAGAAAGAGCUGAGUGAUCUCCAAGAGCUCCUGGCAGAUGAAAAUGAAGAUUUGAAGGCACUUGCAAACACAGAAGUAGCAUCUUGUGUUGAAGAAAUAAUGAACCUAAAAUACCAGAUAGCUUGGCUUUUAAUUCCAAGAGAUGAAGUGGACGACUGUAAUCUUAUUCUGGAGCUUACAGCUGGUGUCGGAGGACAGGAGGCAAUGCUUUUUACUGCUGAAAUAUUUGACAUGUAUCGGCGUUAUGCUACUUAUAAAAAUUGGAGCUUUGACAUAUUGGAAUACCACCACAGUGAUCUGGGUGGAGUGCGACAUGCAUCAGCAAGCGUAGGAGGUUUGGAUGCCUAUAGAGGCUUAAAAUAUGAAGGUGGAGUGCACAGAGUUCAGCGAGUGCCAAAGACUGAGAAACAAGGAAGAAUCCACACAAGUACUAUGACUGUAGCAGUAUUGCCUCAACCAAGUGAGAUACAUUUUACAAUUAAUCCCAAAGACUUGCGUAUAGAAACAAAAAGGGCCAGCGGUGCUGGGGGACAGCAUGUUAAUACUACAGACAGCGCAGUACGAAUUGUUCACAUUCCGACAGGUACAGUUGCUGAAUGUCAGCAAGAACGAUCUCAGAUCAAAAAUAAAGAUACUGCAAUGAAAGUUCUUCGAGCAAAGUUAUACAAUAUGAAAUUAGAAGAACAGACAAAUAAAAGACAGAGUGUAAGAAAAAUACAGGUAGGCACAAAAGGACGAUCAGAAAAAAUUCGCACAUACAACUUCACGCAGGAUCGGAUUACAGACCACCGUAUUAGCAAGUCUAUGCACAAUAUAGAAGAAUUUAUGCUUGGUGAUGAACUUUUAGAUGAAAUCAUUCAGGCUCUCAGUGAUUUUGCCGACUAUGAAUCUCUUGUGGAAAUUAUUUCAAAUUAAAAUGUUAUUGCUUGUAUUUAA
Rana temporaria (common frog) is the source of this 1343-nucleotide messenger RNA. RefSeq names its product mitochondrial translation release factor 1 like (gene MTRF1L). The transcript has 7 exons. Gene Ontology annotation, biological process: translational termination. Gene Ontology annotation, molecular function: translation release factor activity. Lineage: Eukaryota; Metazoa; Chordata; Amphibia; Anura; Ranidae. The coding region runs from base 75 to 1322 and encodes 415 amino acids. The record is from RefSeq and is a predicted model, not a curated record.